GACCGUGCAUGGAAGAGGCAUCAGGAAGAAUUCAAAUCCAAGAAACCGAAGUCGUUGGACUGGAAUCCAUCUCAAGCACGUCGAGAUGUCGAGACUCUAUGUCUUCAUCUGUACCAUAGAUACUUCGUAAUUCUUCUCCAAUGAGUCGGUGUCCAGACUUCCAAUUCCGACAUGAGCUUUUUCAGAUGACGCAGACCCUCCCCUCUUAUGCAACCAUACGACAUACGACCCUCCGAGAACGAAUCCGCGCCGAAGAUGCGCUCCGAGGUUUAGUGUAAGUCGCGGAACGUCGACUUCUGUCCGCAUGUGGCGGCUUAAACGGAGCCCCGUGAAAAAGAGAAUACCGUGUUUGACUUUCACCAUUUUCGGUCUUGACAAUUCAUUGCUUUUGUUGACGGCAUCGGUUCCCGGCAUGGGCGUGGAUGAAUGCUGAGGCAUGUAGCUGUCCAGAGCUCCAGAGUAUAUGCGCUGAAUCUGACGCGGUGUUUUUUGAGAAACAAGUGAUCGAACACAGGAUAAAAAAUGGUUCUCCUACAUAUCCUUCGGAAACUCCGCAGACAAGAGCACGAACUACGCACCCUAGUUCUAGGACUCGAUAAUGCCGGAAAAACAACCCUAUGCAAGCGCCUCCUUGGCGAGCCUCUGAACGAAAUCGCGGCAACCUUAGGAUUCAACAUAACAACUUUGGAGCACCGAGACUAUAAGAUUAAUUUAUGGGACGUUGGCGGACAAACAUCGUUGAGAUCGUACUGGAGGAACUAUUUCGAGUCAACCGAUGCGAUCGUGUGGGUGGUCGAUUCUGCUGAUCGAAGGAGACUUGACGACUGCGCUAAGGAGCUCCACGAUCUCCUGCAAGAUGAACGGCUGCUUGGAGCGACCUUGCUCGUCCUCGCGAACAAGCAGGACCUAGAUGGUGCUCUCGGACCGGACGAGAUCCGCGAUCAUUUACGGCUCCAUUCGAUAACCACGCACCAUUGGCGGGUUUUCCCCUGUUCGGCUUUCACAUCAGACGAUUCCCUUCUGAAUGCUAUCGACUGGAUGCUCGACGAUGUAGCUUCGCGACUGCUCACGUUGGACUGAUGUGUGAGGCCGCCCACGCGGCGGAGAGGAUUCCGGGGCCCGAUAUCGGCAACCACAUCUUGAGCCUCAUUCUGGAAAAUCGAAGAAGUUUGGUGGACCACAGCCACAGAAUCC
This is a messenger RNA of Galendromus occidentalis (western predatory mite), 1194 nucleotides long. RefSeq names its product ADP ribosylation factor-like 2 (gene Arl2). The record is from RefSeq and is a predicted model, not a curated record. Bases 523 to 1080 code for a protein of 185 amino acids. The transcript has 4 exons. Gene Ontology annotation, molecular function: GTP binding; GTPase activity. Lineage: Eukaryota; Metazoa; Arthropoda; Arachnida; Mesostigmata; Phytoseiidae.